AUGCCUUCUAACAAUAAUGGGGAAAAUAUCAACGCUGAUGUCAAUCCUAAUAUCAGCGAUCAUACAUUAGCGCACGGGCAUGACUUCCAUGAAUUCAGAGAACAAGACAGAUGGCUUCCUAUCAAUAAUGUGGCAAGGUUAAUGAAAAAUACGUUGCCGGGGUCAGCAAAGGUCUCGAAAGAUGCCAAGGAAUGUAUGCAAGAAUGUGUCAGUGAGUUUAUAUCUUUCGUUACAAGUGAAGCAAGCGAUAGGUGUGCUAAUGAUAAGAGGAAAACAAUAAAUGGUGAAGAUAUACUGAUAUCUCUUCAUGCAUUGGGUUUUGAAAAUUACGCUGAAGUAUUAAAGAUAUAUCUUGCCAAAUACCGACAACAACAGGCGUUGAAACAACAACAACAAGAUGAUGAUGAUGCUGAACAAGAACAACAGCCGUCAACCGCUUUUACUAGUUGA
Naumovozyma dairenensis CBS 421 is the source of this 450-nucleotide messenger RNA. It is a transcript of the gene HAP3, whose product is annotated as Hap3p. The transcript has a single exon. The coding region runs from base 1 to 450 and encodes 149 amino acids. NCBI's taxonomy places the organism in Eukaryota, Fungi, Ascomycota, Saccharomycetes, Saccharomycetales, Saccharomycetaceae. Gene Ontology annotation, biological process: regulation of transcription by RNA polymerase II. Gene Ontology annotation, cellular component: CCAAT-binding factor complex; nucleus. Gene Ontology annotation, molecular function: protein heterodimerization activity; DNA-binding transcription activator activity, RNA polymerase II-specific; RNA polymerase II cis-regulatory region sequence-specific DNA binding. The record is from RefSeq and is a predicted model, not a curated record.